AUGGAGAUGAUGAGGUUGAGAAGGUCAGGGCACCUGUUUGUAACAGUAUUUAUGUGCGGAUGUGGAAGUUUCAUGGUGGUUCCAGCCAUGGUUGAUGUGACCAUGAGUGCAGUCUGCCCAGGUCAAGAUGAAUGCUCUCUUGCUAUUUACCUCUCUGCCUUCCAACAAGCCAUAAUUGGGUUGGGGACGAUGGUAAUGAUGCCAUUAAUUGGGAAUCUCUCUGAUGAAUAUGGAAGAAAGACUUUGCUCACAAUACCCAUGGCUUUAUCCAUUAUCCCUCUCGCUAUAUUAGGUUACAGCAGAAAGAGAAACUACUUCUUUGCAUACUAUGUGGUCAAGACUCUCACUGCAAUGGUCUGUGAAGGAAGCAUUCACUGCUUGGCUCUUGCUUAUCUGGCAGACAAGAUUUCAGACAGACAAAGGACAUUGGCAUUUGGUGUUCUGUCUGGUGUAGGUUCUGGUUCCUUCGUCUUCGGAACCUUGGCAGCUCGUUUCCUUUCCAGUGACUUAACAUUUAAGGUUGCAGCUCUUUUGUCCAUGGUUGCAGCAGUGUACAUGAGAAUCUUCCUGGAGGAAAGUUUACCUGAUCAUGAUUUACUAGAACCAAUACUAAAACAAAGACAAGAUGUUACUGAAACUCAAACUCAUAAAGUUAACAAGUUUCCAUCAGUUCCAGAAGUUUCCCAUUUGCUAAAAACUAGCAAAACAUUUUCACAGGCUUUAAUUGUUGCCUUCUUCAACAGUCUGGCAGAUGGGGGCAUGCAAGCUUCAUUACUGUACUUCUUGAAGGCUCGUUUCCAUUUCACCAAGAACCAGUUUGCUGAUUUACUGCUCAUUUCUGGUGUUGCAGCCACCAUUUCACAGCUGUUUUUCAUGCCCAUCUUAGCACCAGUAAUAGGAGAAAAAUGGCUGCUUUCAAUUGGACUCUUGAUUAGCUCCAUAAAUAUCUUUCUUUACAGCAUAUCAUGGUCAUUUUGGGUUCCGUAUGCCAUUACCACAUCAGUUGUUUUUGUUGUUUUUACAGGCCCUACUCUACGCAGCAUUGCAUCAAGACAAGUUGGCCCUGCUGAGCAGGGAAAGGUGCAAGGAUGCAUCUCGGGAAUAAGUUCCUUAGCCAACAUUAUUUCUCCAUUGAUCUUUAGUCAUCUCACAGCUCUGUUCUUGUCUGAACGACCACCAUUUAAUUUCCCCGGCUUCAGCAUUAUGUGCAUUGGAUUUGCAUCGAUGGUUGCUUUCAUUCAGAGUAUUAUGAUCAGGGCUGAUGCUCCUGUUUCAAGCCACAAAACUACAAAUAGCAGCAUGGAAGCGUAGUCAUAAUGAUGGAUUCUCUGUCAUAGUUGGACUCU
Messenger RNA from Carica papaya (papaya), 1346 nucleotides. RefSeq lists its product as uncharacterized. Lineage: Eukaryota; Viridiplantae; Streptophyta; Magnoliopsida; Brassicales; Caricaceae. Gene Ontology annotation, molecular function: transmembrane transporter activity. Gene Ontology annotation, biological process: transmembrane transport. The record is from RefSeq and is a predicted model, not a curated record.